Molecule: messenger RNA, 3081 nt
Organism: Pipistrellus kuhlii (Kuhl's pipistrelle)
Lineage: Eukaryota; Metazoa; Chordata; Mammalia; Chiroptera; Vespertilionidae
Gene: SRD5A3
Product: steroid 5 alpha-reductase 3
Exons: 5
Coding region: 60-1028 (322 amino acids)
Biological process (GO): polyprenol catabolic process; dolichol-linked oligosaccharide biosynthetic process
Cellular component (GO): endoplasmic reticulum
Molecular function (GO): 3-oxo-5-alpha-steroid 4-dehydrogenase activity
Source: RefSeq, a predicted model, not a curated record
GCGGCGCGAGGGCCGGGGGCGCGCCCGCUGGCGGCGGCCGGGAGCGCGGCGGCGCGGCCAUGGCUCCGUGGGCCGGGGCGGCGCUCUGGAGGCUGAGCCCCCUGCGCGUGGUGUGGCUGGCGCUGGCCGCCGCCUUCCUGCUGGCCUUCCUGCUGGCCCUGCUGCUGCAGCUCGCGCCGCCCCGCCUGCUGCCCGGCUGCGCGCUCUUCCAGGACCUGAUCCGCUACGGGAAGACCCGGGGGGCCGCGCCGCCGCGCCCGGCCCUCUGCCGCAGCUUCGAGGUCCCCAAGAGGUACUUCUCUCACUUCUACGUCAUCUCAGUGCUGUGGAACGGCUUCCUGCUUUGGUGCCUUACUCAAUGCCUGUUCCUGGGAGCGCCCUUCCCAGACUGGCUGUACACUCUACUCAGAAUCCUCGGGGCCGCGCAGUUCCGAGGGGGUGAGUUGGCGCUGUCCGCGUUCUUAGUCCUGGUGUUUCUGUGGCUGCACAGCCUGCGGAGACUCUUCGAGUGCCUCUACGUCAGUGUCUUUUCCAGCGCCGUGAUUCACAUCGUGCAGUACUGCUUUGGACUCGUCUACUAUGUCCUCGUCGGCCUAACCGUGCUGAGCCAGGUGCCGAUGGACGGCAGGAAUGUCUAUGUGGUAGGGAAAAAUCUCUUGAUGCAAACUCGGUGGUUCCAUAUCCUCGGUAUGAUGAUGUUCAUCUGGUCAUCGGUCCAUCAGUAUAAGUGCCAUGUCAUUCUCGGCAAUCUCAGGAAAAAUAAAGCCGGAGUGAUCAUUCACUGUAACCACCGGAUCCCCUUCGGAGACUGGUUUGAGCAUGUUUCUUCCCCUAACUACUUAGCAGAGCUGAUGAUCUACAUCUCCAUGGCCGUCACCUUGGGAUUCCACAACAUAACUUGGUGGCUCGUGGUCACAUACGUCUUCUUCAACCAGGCCCUGGCUGCUUUCCUCAGCCACAAGUUUUACAGAAGCACAUUUGCCUCAUACCCGAAGCAUAGGAAAGCUUUCCUGCCAUUCCUGUUUUGAGCUAACCUCAGUCAUGAAGGAUGCAGGCCGGGUGACUGGUUCAAUUCCUAAGGACAAGGAUCUCUAGAGACCAAAGUGCAGUUUCGGCAGAACGGUUAGAAAACUCUGUUUUUAUACCCCGGAGUCUUCACCGGAUGAGCAAAGCAAUAUCCGUCAAGAAAAUGAAAACUUCAAAGAAUUGCUUCUGGCAGACCCGGGAGUGCUGAGAUGCUUUAUAAAACCAACCAACCGCUAAAAACUGGAUGAGACUCCUCCAGGCUGCUUCAAAGCAAACUAACCCAGAGCGUGCACACAGCUCCAGAUAUGCACCUACAUGUGCAAAGAAAGAGAUGAGGUCACCUGGGCUUUGUCAGGGACAAAUGAACUGGACAUCAUAUAAGUAAUACAGUAAGGUGGCAUCGUAAUAAAAGCAGAAUAGCUUUUGAAAAUAACAACAAUGUACAAUUCCACACCAAAAGAUUCAGGGAACAACAAGUCCAUUGUAUGUAGUUAAUUUAUACUCUCACAUAUUUCCACGGAGAUUUCCAGUAUGGAAUCAUCACUAGUCAUUUCCCCUCCUCUCCUCCUCAAAUCAUAGCCCAGCAGAAAGUCUGAAACCUCUCUGAUUGAAUACUUCUUGGCAUCCCUUUCAGGAGAGUACCUCAAAAAUGAAAGCAUCUGAAAAAAUAAAGUAUUUUUGUAUUCGUGCAUCAGAAGCCUUGAAUGAAAUUGAGUUACACUUCGGAUUAGGUAGUGCUGUAUGUAGCCUUAUUCAUAUGUAGUUAUUCAAAUUGGAUUAAUGUCUGCCUGAAUUUAUUUUAACUAAUAGAAUGAAUCUGAAGCUACUGAAGAUUGAAGUUAACACAUAAAAUAUCUUGUGUUAAAAUACCUACGGUUAAAUCAAAGGGAAAUAAAUGCAUUAUGUGAAAGAAAAAUAAACCUGAAAAACAAUGCUGAGUGAUGCACCAAAAUUUCACAUUCCUGCAGCAUUAGAUGUACUGGCUCAUUGACUGAGAUAUUAACUUUAUUUCUAUUAUGUAGGUGUAAUAUUUUGGUCUACGCAGUACUAAAAUUUUGCAUAAAUAUACUACUAUACGUUGCUGUGGAAGAAAGAACAUAAUUAGGAAUCUGACACAUUCCUAACAGAGUCUACAUAUUUCCUCUCCUUUCUUACCCUCAAGUAGAAGACCAAAGCUGUUAAACUGAAAUGCUUUUUAUUAAAUUUUAAUUUAGCAUGUCAAAGCAUAUUCUAAAGUUCUUACAAUAAUUCUGUAGUAUUUUUCCUCCCAUCAUUCAAAUACCAUUUCAAUUAAUUGCUCAGUCUAUUCCAAUAAAUGACAUAUUUCUUUAUUACUUAGAUUUGCCAUCUUCAGGACCGGGAUUCAGGAAAUAAACUUUCUACAUUGGAAAUAUAAAGCAUAUUAUAGUUUGGCCUUAACGUCCACACCAAUGGCAUGAAUAAUUUUUAACAGCAAAUUAGUUGGGAGGAAAUGUAUUUUGCUUUAGCAUGCCAUUUUACACUAGGUCAGACUAGGAUUUGGCCAAGGAUCUGGAAUUUCACUGUGCUUUUAGCUAAAGUAAUGAGCAUCCCUGUGAAGAACCAUUCUCAGGGCCUUGAUUAAGUGCCCCCAGUCCUUGCUAUCCUUGCUGUCCCUUGGACACUCUUUCAUGCCCCUUACUUUACUUUCCCCUUUCUUGCCCAAACACUGCAUUUCUGUGUGAAGAUAGAAGAGGAAGUCAUAAUGUCCUCAGAGGGGUUUAAAACAAAGUAGCCUGUGUGGUCUUUGACAAAAGCUCAGCCAAGGAGAACGAUUGAGAAUGGCGCGGCACUUGCAAGAUCACAAUCAGCACUGCUUUUUGUGUCAGUGAAAAUUGUCCCUGUGCCUAAAGGGAGGGCACCAAAGAGAGUCAGCAAAUUCAUCACACAGAGAAUCCAGAAAUCACUUAGGGAUGGGGACUUGAUUUUCCUGCAAGCUUAGUUGAACAACCUCAUUUCAUCUCUAUUACUAUUAAAUUAGGGGGAAAUGAUACUGAACUACCUCAUAAUAGCAUUCCCUGGGUUAACUACUGUCUA